Messenger RNA from Jatropha curcas, 1914 nucleotides. It is a transcript of the gene ALN, whose product is annotated as allantoinase. Gene Ontology annotation, cellular component: cytoplasm. Gene Ontology annotation, molecular function: zinc ion binding; allantoinase activity; cobalt ion binding. Lineage: Eukaryota; Viridiplantae; Streptophyta; Magnoliopsida; Malpighiales; Euphorbiaceae. Gene Ontology annotation, biological process: allantoin catabolic process; purine nucleobase catabolic process. The record is from RefSeq and is a predicted model, not a curated record.
UUCCCACAACAUCAGUCGCACGUGAGUCAGCAACGCAUACAAGCUUUACAUCGUUCUAUGGGAGAGAGAGCAGUAGUAACAGCAGAUAGAACGAGUAGAGAUGGACAAUCUUCAAUGGCGGAUAUUACCUUUGCUGGCACUUUUCGCUUCGUUUCUCUUCUUCUUCUACGUCCAAAAUUCUUCUAAGUUGUCCCACGGCGACUGUAGCCUCCUUCCUUAUAAACAUUAUUGGAUAACCAGCAAGAGCAUUGUGACACCACAAGGGAUCAUUUCCGGCGCAGUAGAGGUAAAGGAAGGGAAUAUUGUAUCCAUAGUUAAAGAAGAGGAUUGGCAGGGAUAUUCCAAGAGGGGACCGAUACUUGAUUACGGAGAAGCUGUGGUUAUGCCUGGCUUGAUUGAUGUGCAUGCACAUCUUGAUGAUCCUGGAAGAACUGAAUGGGAAGGAUUUCCUUCAGGAACUAAAGCAGCUGCAGCUGGAGGCAUUACAACGUUGAUUGACAUGCCUCUGAAUAGCUUUCCUUCGACUGUUUCUGUGGAGACUUUUAGACUCAAGCUUGAGGCUGCAGAAAAGAAUAUCUAUGUUGAUGUUGGUUUCUGGGGAGGCCUAGUUCCUGAAAAUGCUUUCAAUGCAAGUUCUCUAGAAGCUCUCCUAAAUGCUGGUGUUCUUGGUUUAAAGUCUUUUAUGUGCCCUUCAGGGAUCAAUGACUUUCCUAUGACCAAUGCCCGUCAUAUCAAGGAGGGAUUAUCUACACUGGCAAAAUAUAGAAGACCUUUGCUUGUACAUGCAGAGAUUCAGCAAGAUUCUGAGAACUACACAGAAGAUGCUGAAAAUGACCCUCGACAUUAUUCAACAUACCUUAAGACAAGGCCACCAUCAUGGGAGGAGGCAGCUAUUAGAGACCUAGUGACACUAUCAAAGGACACAAGGAUUGGUGGUCCUGCUGAAGGAGCUCAUCUUCACAUUGUUCAUUUGUCUGAUUCAGGUUCGUCCCUGCAACUUAUAAAGCUAGCAAAAAGAAGUGGCGACAGUGUAACUGUUGAGACGUGCCCCCAUUACCUAGCCUUUUCAGCAGAAGAGAUUAAGGAUGGAGAUACCCGUUUUAAAUGUGCUCCACCCAUCCGUGAUUCAGCCAAUAAAGAAGCACUAUGGAAGGCUUUGUUGGGAGGAGAUAUUGACAUGUUAAGUUCUGAUCAUUCACCAACAGUCCCAGAGCUUAAACUUUUUAAUGAAGGUAACUUCUUGAGGGCAUGGGGGGGCAUAUCAUCUUUGCAGUUUGUUCUUCCUGUGACAUGGUCAUAUGGGCGAAAAUAUGGAGUAAGUUUGGAGCAAUUAGCAUUGUGGUGGAGUGAAAGGCCCGCUAAGCUCGCCGGACAAGAUUCAAAGGGGGCCAUUGUAGUUGGAAAUGAUGCAGAUAUCGUCAUAUGGGAGCCAAGCACGGUGUUUGAUCUCAACAAUGAUCUUCCUAUAUAUUUUAAACAUCCUAGUAUCUCAGCCUACAUGGGAACCAAACUUUCGGGAAAAGUUUUGGCAACAUUUGUUAGAGGAAACCUAGUCUACAAAGAGGGAAAACAUGCUUCUGCUGCUUGCGGUUCUCUUAUCCUAGCAAAAUAAAGGGGUAAACUGGAAAUAUUUUAAUCAAGCUUGUCCAAUUGACUAUUUGAUGCAAUUUAACAAGAAGUGAACAUCUGGGCUCGGAUGUUGAUAGAUCAGUACUGCAAUUAAAACAAGAAAUAUACGAAUCAUAAGCCAUCUCGUCACUAUCAUCAGUGUUAUCACAUUGUAACUUAUGUGUUAAAUUAGAUACAAACGAACAUUUUGCAACCACAUGAGAUUACUAUUGCUGCUGUUGCUUAGAACGCAUGAAUCUCGACGUUGAAUGUGAAAUUUACGGAUAAAGCUCGAAUUUAUUGUCA